Messenger RNA from Cajanus cajan (pigeon pea), 1465 nucleotides. RefSeq names its product upstream activation factor subunit UAF30. Lineage: Eukaryota; Viridiplantae; Streptophyta; Magnoliopsida; Fabales; Fabaceae. The record is from RefSeq and is a predicted model, not a curated record.
GUGUUGUUAUCAGGCCACGACCACUUGACUUGAGUCUUGAGAGGGUGCUGUAACACAAAACUCACACUAGGCUCCCUCGUUGGACCAGCCGAGGUAUUCCUUUUUCUCUUGCGCAGUGACUGAGUCAGAGGGUGAGUCACCGCUGGAACCCAACUCGUCCAUUGGUUUGGUUAACUACCCACCCACAUGGUCUCCGAAUCUGAACUCAUCCUCCGCCUCCGCGAGUUCCUCCGGAGCUCCGACCUCAACACCACCACCACCGCCACCGUCCGCCGCCAGUUGGAGCACGAUUUCGGAAUCGAUUUGUCCGACCGAAAGUCAUUCAUCAGGGAACAGGUCGACCUCUUCCUCCAGACCGAACACAACCAAAACGACGACGACGCCGUCAACCCCUCCGAUUCCAAGGAAGAAACCGAAGAAGACGACAACGCCGAGGACGAAGAGGAAGAUAAACCCAAGCAAGUCAAGAAUGGGAACAAGAAUAAAGCAGGAUCUAACAAGUUAGGUGAUGAAGUAGUAAAGAAAAGAGGUGGUGGUUUUUGCAAAUUAUGUAGCCUGUCUCCACAACUACAAGAAUUCAUUGGAGCUCCAGAAAUGGCCAGGACUGAGGUUGUAAAGAGAUUAUGGGCCUACAUUAGGGAGAAAAAUUUGCAAGAUGCCAACAAUAGACGGAAUAUAAUUUGUGAUGAGCAAUUGCGUGCCAUUUUUAAUGUCAAUUCCAUCAACAUGUUCCAAAUGAAUAAAGCAUUGUCAAAGCAUAUCUGGCCAUUGGAUUCAGAUGAUGUUGUCCAGGUGAAGCCCACACCAAAGGAAAAGCAGAAGAAGCAAGAGAGAGAUGAUGAUUCGGAUGAGCCAAAAAGAAAGGAAAAACGGCAGAAGGGAGGAGGGCAAUCAGGUUUUUGUACUCCUCGUCAACUAUCCGAUGCCCUUGUAAAUUUCCUUGGUACUGGAGAAAGUGAGUUAUCAAGAACUGAUGUCAUAAAAAGAAUGUGGGAUUACAUUAAAGGAAACAACCUUCAGGAUCCUUCUGACAAGAGGAAAAUAAUAUGUGACGAGAAGCUGAAAGAACUCUUUGAUGUCGACUCCUUCAUUGGCUUCACCGUUACAAAAUUGCUCGCUCCUCAUUUUAUAAAGACAGAGCAGUGAGUUGCUUGCACAUGGUUAUUCGGUCAAGCAUGGGAAGGUUGGGGAAUUUUGUUUAUCAAGUUAGUUUUAUAAGGUUUUUUGUAUCCUGUUGGCAGGAACAGGAGGGAUAGAAAUUAGUAAAAUGACAGAUUUUCAGUAAUUUUACUCGAAGAUUUUAAUGUUAUGUGACCUUUUAUUUUGUUUUAUAUUAUCCUGUUUUGCCAUCAGGCAGUUGAAAAUUUUGUAUAUUUGAUUCCUGAUGAUGCAAGCACAAUGUUGACUUCAUAUUCUACUGGAUCAUUUUGCAAAAUAUAGGAGACAAUACUGAUAUUUGUAUGAA